AUUGUAUGAAAUCAUCUGGCGACUUCUAUUGACCUUUCGAGCGUGCGUUGGUUAUUUUUUCUGAAAAGAGCUGGCAGAACUGGCUCCUGCUUCACACCCAGUGUUCCUGGAAAGGCCAUGGAUCUAGUGCAAACCCUGACAAAGAUGUAUGUUUUAUGAAGACUGGCUGUUUCUAUUAUACCUAAGUUUUAUUACGAUUUUACCAUCAUUAAGGGUCUGGCUGCAAAAAACAUAAAAGAUUAAGACCAUCUGACCUAAUGUAGCUAUGCAUUCAUUAUACAGCAUGAUCUCAGAAUUGUUCAUUUGGCCCAGCAUGUGUCCCUGCCCUGUGCCCUGCCCCUCCAUGUGGCCAGGCCUAAUUCCACAGCCAUUGUAGCUCAAUGAGUUAACCAUUUAUACCAACGACAUCGAGCGGAAGUACAAACAUAACCUUCCGACGUGGCGGAUAGGAUCUUUCCUGGUUUAUCUGCAGGAACCAGUGGACAGAAGGAGAAUCAGAGCUGUAGUGAUAUUUGCUUUCGUGAUUGUUGUUAUGAGACGCAGCCGCCCCUUCGGGACACGGCGGUGACGUCAUCGAGCAUCUGAGCUCCGGCGCCGAGAGCUGUAGCGGCAGGGUCCGGGCUGUGCGUGCGGUCUCAGGUACACACCCCGCCAGUGCGAUGGCUCCACGACUAGCGGGGCAGUGAAACGGAAGAAAAAGAUACAUUUAAUAAUAUUUAAGAAACAUAUAUAUUCGAAGGCACUUCAAUUGACCCAGACGCGUGUAUUGUGAAAUUGCACAGAGCGUGGCGGGGCGCGGCCUCCUCCUGGAGCAGGAUCUCGGAUCUCGGCAGUGACACCCCAUCAGCUCUGGGGGAAAGAUGGCGGACCCGGCGGAGUGCACCAUCAAAGUGAUGUGCCGCUUUAGGCCACUGAACGGCUCCGAGGUGGAAAGAGGGGACAAAUAUAUCCCGAAAUUUCAAGGCGAUGACAGCGUGGUGAUCGCGGGAAAGCCGUACAUGUUUGACCGUGUUUUCCAGUCCAAAACUAACCAGGAGCAGGUGUACAACGCCUGCGCACAGAAGAUUGUUAAAGAUGUUCUUGAGGGUUAUAAUGGUACAAUAUUUGCUUAUGGACAGACCUCAUCUGGUAAAACACAUACUAUGGAGGGUAAUUUGCAUGAUCCAGAUGGAAUGGGAAUCAUUCCGCGUAUUGUACAGGACAUAUUUAACUACAUUUACUCCAUGGAUGAAAACCUGGAAUUCCAUAUCAAGGUCUCCUAUUUUGAAAUUUACCUUGAUAAAAUCAGAGACUUGCUGGAUGUGUCCAAGACAAAUCUGUCUGUGCAUGAAGACAAGAACAGGGUCCCAUAUGUCAAGGGUUGUACUGAGCGCUUUGUUUGCAGCCCAGAUGAGGUGAUGGACACCAUCGAUGAGGGCAAAUCCAAUAGACAUGUGGCUGUGACAAACAUGAAUGAGCACAGCUCUAGGAGUCACAGUAUCUUCCUGAUUAAUGUAAAGCAAGAGAACACACAGACAGAGCAAAAGCUGAGUGGGAAGCUGUAUUUGGUCGAUCUGGCUGGCAGUGAGAAGGUCAGUAAAACCGGAGCUGAAGGAGCUGUGUUGGAUGAAGCCAAAAAUAUUAACAAGUCCCUCUCUUCUCUGGGAAAUGUAAUUUCUGCACUGGCUGAAGGAUCGACGUAUGUUCCGUAUAGAGACAGUAAGAUGACUAGGAUUCUUCAGGACUCUCUGGGUGGUAAUUGCAGGACCACCAUUGUCAUUUGCUGCUCCCCCUCCUCUUAUAAUGAGGCUGAGACCAAAUCUACACUCAUGUUUGGACAGAGGGCAAAGACCAUUAAGAACACGGUGACUGUAAAUGUGGAGUUGACGGCAGAACAGUGGAAGAAAAAAUAUGAGAAGGAGAAAGAGAAGAACAAGACGCUCCGCAACACUAUUACCUGGCUGGAAAAUGAGCUGAACCGCUGGAGGAAUGGUGAGACUGUUCCGAUGGAUGAGCAAUAUGAUAAAGAGAAGGCCAACGCUGAGGUUUUGGCUCUGGAUAAUACCAUGAAUAACGACAAGAUAGCGUCCACUCCCAACAUACCCGGAGUGCGUCUGACGGACACUGAGAGAGAGAAGUGUGAAGCUGAGCUGGCAAAACUCUACAAGCAGCUCGAUGAUAAGGAUGAUGAGAUAAAUCAGCAGUCUCAGCUUGCUGAAAAGCUCAAGCAGCAGAUGUUGGAUCAGGAGGAGCUUCUGGCUUCUUCUCGGAGAGACCAUGACAACCUACAGGCCGAGCUGAUGCGGCUGCAAAUGGAAAAUGAAGCCUCUAAGGAGGAGGUGAAGGAGGUGCUGCAGGCACUGGAGGAACUGGCUGUCAACUAUGACCAGAAGAGCCAGGAGGUGGAGGAUAAGACCAAAGAGUUUGAGACCCUCAGUGAGGAACUCAACCAGAAAUCGAGUGUUUUGGCCUCUCUAGAUUCUGAGCUGCAAAAGCUGAAGGAGAUGACUAACCACCAGAAGAAGAGGGUAUCUGAAAUGAUGUCGUCACUGCUUAAAGACCUGGCAGAGAUCGGCAUUGCUGUGGGCAGCAAUGACAUCAAGCAUGAGGGCAGUGGGAUGAUUGAUGAAGAGUUCACUGUGGCAAGGCUUUACAUCAGUAAGAUGAAGUCGGAGGUCAAGACCCUGGUGAAGCGCAGCAAGCAGCUGGAGACGGCUCAGACCGACAGCAAUAAGAAGAUGGACGAGAAUGAGAAGGAGCUGGCUGCAUGCCAGCUUCGCAUCUCUCAGCAUGAGGCUAAAAUUAAGUCUCUAACGGAGUACCUUCAGAAUGUGGAACACAAAAAGAGGCAGUUGGAGGAAAAUGUCGACUCGCUCAACGAGGAACUUGUCAAAAUCAAUGCACAGGAGAAAGUCCAUGCUAUGGAGAAAGAGAAUGAGAUUCAGUCAGCCAAUGAAGUCAAGGCUGCAGUGGAGCAGCAGAUCCAGAACCACAGGGAGGCUCAUCAGAAGCAGCUCAGCAGCCUGAGAGAUGAGCUCGAGAAUAAGGAGAAGCUUAUUACUGAACUACAGGAUUUGAACCAGAAGAUUAUGUUGGAGCAGGAGCGUCUCCGGGUCGAACACGAGAAGCUCAAAUCUAUGGACCAGGAAAAGAGCCGCAAGUUGCAUGAGCUCACGGUUAUGCAGGACAGAAGGGAGCAGGCCAGACAAGACCUCAAGGGCCUGGAAGAGACAGUUGCUAAAGAGCUGCAGACACUCCAUAACUUGCGGAAAUUAUUUGUGCAAGACUUGGCAACCCGGGUCAAGAAGAGCGCGGAGAUGGACUCAGAUGACACUGGUGGCAGUGCUGCUCAGAAACAGAAGAUCUCCUUCCUGGAGAACAAUCUGGAACAGCUCACUAAAGUCCAUAAGCAGCUGGUGCGUGAUAAUGCAGAUCUGCGCUGUGAGCUGCCUAAGCUGGAGAAACGUCUGCGUGCAACUGCUGAGCGUGUGAAGGCUCUGGAGUCCGCGCUGAAGGAGGCCAAAGAGAAUGCAGCACGCGACCGCAAGCGCUAUCAGCAGGAGGUGGACCGCAUUAAAGAAGCCGUCAGAGCCAAGACCAUGGGACGCAGAGGACACUCGGCUCAGAUUGCCAAACCCAUCAGACCAGGCCAGCCACCCGUGGCAUCUCCCACCCACCCCAACAUCAACCGCCCUGGUGCGGGGGUCUUCAAUAACCAGCCAGUGGUCAUCCGGGGAGGAGGUGGAGCCAAACAGUAAACUUGAUUUGAAGUCUGCAAGUCUAGAUGAAGUCAGAAGAACUGAGCUGGCCUUUCAACACUGGACAGUUCAACAGGCCUAACACUUUAAACUAUAUAUAUAUAUAUAUAUAUAUAUAUAUAUAUAUAUAUAUAUAUAUAUAUAUAUAUAUAUAUAUAUAUAUAUAAUAUUUGAAUAUAAGUAUAUAUAUGUAUGAAAUAUUCCUACAUUGGCUGUACAGUUGUCCACUCUGGUCAUAUGUUUAGAGAUUCCAUGUCCCUGUUUAAACACACCAAAAAAAAGAGAAAGAAAUAGGACAAAAAUGAGUGCAAUCACUGCUCUGUAAGUAGCUUGUAGCUUCACUCUUAAUUGCAUUAGAUUUUUAGCCCUCACUGUGCCAAGCGGAAUGUAUCAUCAAAAUGGAGACACAAAAAAAAGCAGGAAUGAAUGGAAAAUUAACUUAAAAAAAAAAAAAAAAGGGUAAACGUAAACCCAGCUACUGCAUUCUCCUAGCUUAUUCAUGUAUGCAUCAUGCUACUUGUUUUUAAUUGUUUUGGAGAGAGUGACUGUGUUCUUCCACUGAGCGGUUUCCAAUAAACUAAUUCACUUGAAUAGAUAAGUUAAACACUACAGUUGGACUACGUGAACACAACCUUUUUCCGUGCACUGGGACAAAGUUUUUGGGGCCUUAGCAGGGUAACGUGGUGUAAAAAGGAAUAAAGAAAUUGGAACAAAUAAAUGAAGGUUUAAUGAGAACACAAAGCUGCUGAUUGUAGACACUCCACAUGUUUCUUUAAAGCACUGUAUAAAAACAUAGUGGUAAAUGUGCAUCAUUACUGAUAGUGAUAUCAGCAUUAUGAAAUGUGUGUAAAAGCUCAGUUUCUGUGUAAAUGGAAGGUCAUCUGUCAUGUUCUAGAUAUUGCUGUUUUUAUAAAUGAAUGGAUUUAACAAAUCAAGUCACUACUCAUCAGUUAAUCCUACUGAUUGGGAGUACUGCCUUAUAGUCUAUCAUUAGUUCAGCCUGUGAUCUAAUAUAAUGUGGAUAUGUGAAGAAAUGCAGUAGCAUUUUAACUAAUAGAAUUAGACAUUUUACCUCUGAUGGGCUUUGAAUUGAAUUCCCCAAUAAGGAAGUGAGCUGUUUUAACCUUUCCUUUUAGUAAGUGAACAUAUUCAUUACACCCACAUUAAGCAAUAUAGAGAAUGUUGGCUUUGUGGUUUUGCAUAGCUUAAAAGCAACUGGUCUCUGUAUCUUGGUACGGAUGCAACACCUGCAGAAAUGGUCAGAAUUCAUUUGAAAUUACUACUUCCUGUUUUAGUUCAUCCAAACAAGCCUGUGCCAUGCUUGAAAUAAUAUUCAACCAUCACCAUUUUGCAAAAGAUUUUACCGAUGACCACGGCCAGUAGCUGAUCUUUGCAGAUUUGUCACAGUCAUUGAUCAUCAGUGGUCAUUGACCGUGAUUCUGAAUUCUGCUUUUACAAAUUGUAUGGACUAUGUUUUCACAAACCCGGCUCUAAGCUUUCAUCAUGCUUUAGCUCAUGAAUAUUUAUUGUGAUUAAAUGUAGCCGUUGUGCUUGGCUUGCACAUUUAAUAAAAUCCAAAUCAGUUAAAUGUUUCAUACCCACCACUGUUUUAAGCAUUUUGUUGCCUUUGUGAUUGCAGUUAGAAAUCUAGGUUUGGUCUUUUGAUAACUUUUCUCUUGUCCAGUUCGAAGACUCAGCAUGACAUUGCAGCGUUUAAUGGCCUAGCUGAAUUUACAAUAGGUCUAUUUAAUAGUUAUUUACCACGUUUUCAUUGUAUUUGCAGGUGGAUGUUUUAUUUAUUGAUGUUUUAAUAUAGACAUGGGAAUUAUUGUUGUUUCAUUUUUUUAUUUUUUUAUUUUUUUUUUUUUUAUACGUUUUAUUUUCUCUUCGGCUUUCAUUUAGUUUUCCUUUACCGAUGACAUUUUCACCUACAUCUUUUCUCAGUGCUCCUUUGUAAAUUUUUGUUCCAAUAGCAAGCAGGGUGACAGAAUAACUGAUAGAAAUGAAAUUAUUUGUGCAAUAUGGAUCAGACAUAAUGCAUCAUCAAUAUUUUGUAAAAAUUAAUUAAGUAUAAACAAACAUGACUGGCCUGGUUUUAUUCUAUUUCCCUCUGUACUCUUUGAAAGCACUUUAAAUGUUCCAUCUCAGUUGAACGCCUCACUCAUUGUAAUCCGAGUUAAAGUGUCUCAUGUCAAAUCGAUUAGAUUAGGGUUUUUUUUCCUUUGAGUUUUGUCAUUAUUUUUUCGAACAGUUUUGCUUACAGAGAUCAUUUUGUCUUGAAUCUGCAUCGUAGUUUAAAAAAAGAUAACAGUACCUGUAAUGAUGGAGAGGGACCUCUGUGUGUGUGUGUGUGUGUAUACAUUCGGCUCUCUUGAGUUGUGCAGAGUCAAAAACUGGACUGAACUGUAUAUUUCUUCUGAAUGCUUACUGUAGGGCAGGUUUUCACCCCUUGACAUGAAAUAAAAAUAAAAAUUAAUGGCAUAAUA
Messenger RNA from Silurus meridionalis, 6223 nucleotides. RefSeq names its product kinesin family member 5B, b (gene kif5bb). The coding region runs from base 861 to 3737 and encodes 958 amino acids. Gene Ontology annotation, molecular function: ATP binding; microtubule binding; microtubule motor activity. The record is from RefSeq and is a predicted model, not a curated record. The transcript has 26 exons. Gene Ontology annotation, biological process: microtubule-based movement. Lineage: Eukaryota; Metazoa; Chordata; Actinopteri; Siluriformes; Siluridae.